AUGAAUUCCGUUAUAAAUUCUACUUGCCAUUCUAAUGCCGGUUAUUUCGAUUCUCCCGAGUGUUUAUCAAUGGCUCUCCAUAUAAACACAAUUAUUUCUACACCGAUUCAUUUAUUCGGUUUCUAUUGUAUCCUUUGGAAAACUCCAGAGUCUAUGAAGUCAGCAAAGUGGUACAUAUUAAUUUUACACAUUUGGGUUGUAGCUUUUGAUUAUUCCAUCAGUAUUCUAACAAUUCCGUUUGUUUUGAUACCAGCCAUGGCAGGAUUCCCACUCGGAGUUUUACGAUACCUUGGUUUUUCUACAAUCAACCAAAUUAUACUGGGGUUUGGUUGCUUGGGAAGCAUGCUCGUCUCCGUAACUGUACUAUUCGAGAGUCGUGUGCACACGAUUUGCGAUUUUCCUGGAAGACAUCAUUGGACACGGUGGAGACAAGUUUGGGCUAUUAGUUUUCAUAUUUAUGGUUGGCUGUCAUUUUUAUCAUUCUCAUUAUUCGUACCCAAUCAGGAGACGGCAAAAGCAAACGUUUUUAAGACCCUACCCUGUCUCUCGCCAAAAAUAUACGAGUCUGACUUUUUUGUGUUGACCGAAAACAUCACUUAUCACUUGCUCAUAUUCAUCGCAUUUUUCCUUACCUUCGGUAUCAAAGUCAUUUCUCUUACAUUUGGACUUGUCUGGAAUACGCUACACCUAUUGAAGAGCCAACGAAUGUCCCAAAGAACCUACCAUCUUCAUAUCACAUUUUUACAAGCUCUCGGCCUCCAAGUAUCAAUUCCUUUAUUCAUGUUUGCCUUUCCUAUGAUUUAUAUCUUAGUAGCUAUUCUUACAAACUAUUAUAAUCAAACACUAAUCAAUAUCGGAGUAAUUGGAUUAUCCAUGCACGGAUUCUCUUCUUCUCUGGUUCUGGUUUAUGUACACCAUCCCUACCGUAUGGCGUUUCAAGAGUUGUUUAGACCUUCUCAUAACAGCUUUCAAAUAGCAUCACAACACUCGACUAAUUAUCGACAGGAUAACAUUCGAGGCCUCCACUUCCUUCACAAAUCCUUCCUUCGCUUACAUGGAAAGUUCCGUUCGGCCACUUGUCUUGUAAAUGACUCCUGGCAAGUGAAACUAGCAGAAUUUGGGUUGGAGUUUCUCCAGGACGAAGAGGAACGUCCAACUCAGAAACGUCUUCUCUGCGCGUCUCCAGAAGUGCUACGCGGUUCACUUACAGUAUCCCAAAUGGAUCCGAACGCCGAUGUGACUGAGAAACUAGUAUUUUUGUUUUUGACCCAUUUUUUGCAGGUUGAAUCUAUCGGUGACGGUAUUCUCUGUGUAUUCGGGUUGCCCAAUAGGAAUGGAGUAGAGCAUAUCAGCCUUUCCUCUUCAGGACCCUGCGUAGCUGGUGUGGUUGGCCUGUCAAAGCCACGUUACUGUCUGUUUGGGGAUACUGUAAACACUGCGUCGAGGAUGGAGUCAAAUGGAGAAGCGUCGUUAAUUCACAUGUCUGAAAUUGCUCAUUCUCUUUUAUCCGAUCAUUUUCUUUAUCAAUACGAGACCAAUUCCCGAGGAGAGGUUAUAAUUAAGGGAAAAGGAGUUAUGGAAACGUUUUGGUUGCUUGGACGGUUGAGCAUGAGCAAUCGAUCGACUCCACCUGUUGCAGAAGUCAAAAACAUGUGUAAAAAGCGUUCGAGCUUCCCGGAUCACGAAAAUAUCCGUUCUGUAAGCCCCUAUUCUGAAAUCGCUAGCGAUAGUGAGGAUGAGGAAAUGAGGAGGAUUAUGCGGCGAGAGAUGAUGAGAGUUGGUUGA
This is a messenger RNA of Caenorhabditis briggsae, 1785 nucleotides long. The coding region runs from base 1 to 1785 and encodes 594 amino acids. Gene Ontology annotation, biological process: receptor guanylyl cyclase signaling pathway; intracellular signal transduction; cGMP biosynthetic process. The record is from RefSeq and is a predicted model, not a curated record. NCBI's taxonomy places the organism in Eukaryota, Metazoa, Nematoda, Chromadorea, Rhabditida, Rhabditidae. Gene Ontology annotation, molecular function: guanylate cyclase activity; peptide receptor activity. The transcript is spliced from 6 exons.